This is a messenger RNA of Vigna umbellata (rice bean), 1425 nucleotides long. Its product is annotated as WD repeat protein. Lineage: Eukaryota; Viridiplantae; Streptophyta; Magnoliopsida; Fabales; Fabaceae. The record is from RefSeq and is a predicted model, not a curated record.
AGCGUGCUGGCGUUUAGAUUUUGAUGGCAGGAACAGCGGCGACACUCACGUUGACACCACCGAGAUGGUGGCGGCAGCAUCAUCACCCUCCGAUUCCUUGUUCCUUUUCCUGCCGAAUGCUUCCACGGUCGAGAGGUUUGCGAUUGUACAGAAAUGGGGUUUUAGGUGCUACUUGUGGGGUUGGUUCUCGAAGCAAUCAAUUGAAUGUGUCACCUUGGGAUGAUAAACCCUUUCGAAUUCUUCCAAGUGGUAAAAAGACUUACUUGGAUGAACAAGACGUUGUGACAUUCAUUGAUCCUCCUAAGGGCUUGAUUCCUUUGGACCCAUCUUCCUAUAAUCCCUCUGCAUACCUAUGGAAAAAGAUUGAAGAUAUUCCUGAGGAAAGGCGACAUCGACUACUGCGAUUGUUAAAACCUAGGCUUGUGUCAAUGGCUUGGCAGAUAGCUGGUACACGGUAUGAGGAUCCCAAGUUGGUGAAGAAAAGUGCAUCUACACUGUUGUCCAGCUCUAACAGUGAUGAUGUUGUGGUUGAAUAUUAUAACUGCAGAACAAGUGGAGGACCAACGAUAAUUUCCUGGAUAAAUUCCUUUACAAAGGCCAUAUUUACCUGCAAGGAUGGAGAGGCCUACGGGCGAAUCAUAAGUGGAUCACUUUUGGCUGCAGUUGCAGACUCCUUCUCCCCUUUGUAUUUUGCGGUGAGACAACUUAAGGAAGUGAUGUCAACUGAACAGCCUUGCGAUUUAGCAUAUGAAUUUGGGGAUGGACUAUAUGAUAUCAAAGAGCUCCCAUCAGGUUUUCCAAGACCAGCUAAGCAUCCAUAUCCUCUCAACGAUCAAAUUGUUAUGUAUGUUCGCCAUCUAGGACCUGGGGUCUCAGUUGGGCAAGCAUGGCAAGAGGGUACUAAACUGGAGCAAGUCCCACGAAAGCUAUGCGGGGAGAUUUUAAUGGUGAAGAAUUACACAUCAUUACAAGAAAACCAAUGAAGAUAGUGGUUAUGCUCCCUUGGAGUUAAAACGACUCUUCGGUUAACAGUUAUUUACAUAUCAAUGAUGUGCAAACAGACAAGUUUCUAAGGCAUAUAUGACGGAAGUAUGACUCAUGUCCACGUUUGCAGUUUUUGUACAGAACUCAUUGCAGAAGUAGUCAAGAGAAUAGUACGUUAGAUGCAAUGUCACAUGUUUGGCUGAGACAAGGUGAAAUGAGAAGUUACUGCUACAUUCUCAGCAGAGCAAUGUUUAAUAUCCUCAUUCAAACUCAAGAUAGCUUGAACUUCAUACACAUUAAAUAUUUCGGUUGAAAUACUGUUUUCUUUUGUAACAUCCAAGCAUAGUACGUCCUCACAUGUGAUGUCGCGUAGAAGAAAAAUUGCAUUUCCCUUUCCUCAACUAAAAAGUUUUAAUUACGGGGUACAACACAAUUUUUUUA